AUGCUCGUCUUGGUCUUCGACGCGGAGGUGCAUAUAGAUGUGAGGUUGCUUGAGUCACUUCGAGACCUGUGCAGCCGCAGUUCCGGCGACGGGCUCUCACUGGCGGAGCUCCACCCGCUGAUAGUGCCACAAUAUGCCCAGGUCAUGGAGCAAGAGGAUGAGUACCGCUUUGUCUACUACAACCACACGAACCAUGCGCUGCGGCUUUCCAACCAGGCCAACAUCUCGAGGUCUCUGCUUGGCGGGAGCCGUGUGUCCAGUGCCGGGCCAAAGCCUGCUGAGAGGGCCUUCCUUGCACCCUUGAGAGCAACUCUGGCAGAUCCAAAGAUGAAGUGCCGAGAGGUAUCCUGGAAAUCCGCUGACCGCGGCUGGGUUUGUGCGAAGAGGUGGUGCGCGCGUGAGUUCUACUUGCUCCUGGAUGGAACCAGCACAUCCCUGUCGCGAUGUCAGGACGAGUGCGCGAGGUUCGCAUCGAUUCACUUCAGCAACAUCUUCAUGAUGUAG
This is a messenger RNA of Symbiodinium pilosum, 504 nucleotides long. Lineage: Eukaryota; Dinophyceae; Suessiales; Symbiodiniaceae. The record is from the annotation of a GenBank genome assembly.